UGUAGCAGAGUGUAACAUAUACAGAUUCCAUGGAUGAUACAGUUUUUGUGCUGGGUGGUGUGCUCAGCAGUGCUGGCUCCUUCCCUGUGCAGGGCCGCUGUCGACGUGCUGCUCCAUGCUGCUGUGGCUGCACCGCGGGAAGCUCUACGGAGCCCUGCUGCCCCUGUGGCACCUCUCUCUCCGCCAGCUCAGCCACAGCUACAGGAGGAGUCGCAGCCUGAGGGAGAGCUACCGCCUGCUGCAGCUGCCGGAGGACAAGGACAGCAGCCAGGCCGAAGUGAAGGAGGCCUACCUGCGAAUGGCUAAGCUCUACCACCCCGACUCCGGCGCGCCCACGGCCGACCCCACCCUCUUCUCCCAGAUCGAGGAGGCCUACCGGGCCGUGCUGGCCCACCUGGCGAGGCAGCGGGCGGCCCAGCAGCAGGCGCGGAGCGGAGCGGAAGAGGAGGAGGAGGAGGCCAAGGCGAAGGGCCAGGCCCCCCAACACAGGCACUACCUCAGCUAUGAGGGUGUGGGCGCGGGCACACCCAGUCAGCGCGAGCGGCAGUACCGGCAGUUCCGUGUCGACCGGGCCACGGAGCAGGUGCUGGAGUACCGGAGGCGGGAGCUGGAGCGGUCCUCGCUGGCGGAAGAGGGGGCAUUGUCGGCGCGCGACGUGCGUCUGCGAAGCCGCAAAAUCAAGAUCACUCAGGCCGUGGAGCGGCUGGUGGAAGACCUCAUCCAAGAGUCCAUGGCCCGGGGUGACUUCCACAACCUGAGCGGCUCAGGGAAGCCCCUCAGGAAGUUUGACCACAACCCGUACGUGGACCCCAUGACGCACAACCUCAACCGCAUCCUCAUCGACAACGGAUACCAGCCGCAGUGGAUCGUGGCCCAAAAGGAGAUAAGGGAGACGGUGGACAAGCUGCGGGCUGGGCUGCUGGGAUACCGGGCGAAGCUGGGGGACCCCCUGACCCCGGCGGAGCAGGCCCAGUGGCAGCAGCACUGCCAGUCCUUCAGCGACGACCUGGUUCGGCUCAACAAAAAGGUGGACAACUUCAACCUGAUCGUCCCUCUGCUCAGCAAGCAGAUGGUUCACUUUAGCCUGCAGCGUGAGCUGGACCGAGCUCUGCAAGCCGACCGAGAGAGGAGGCUGGAGAAACGGAGACAGAGGGAGGCAAAUGAGGAGAGGGACAGGGCAAACACAAACGAACACACCAGGCAAGGACUCCUCUCAUGGGUGCAAAAUCUGCUGAAGUAACCUGAUGCUCUGGUCAGUUGGUGCACAGGACACACCUGUAGGAUCUGCUCAUAUUGAAGCCAUGGUGUGUGGCCAAACAUUUGCAUUGCAGUGCAUAGUUAUGAGGUGUCUCGAGCAUUAAUUGUUGAAAUGACUGAAAAUACAGGGAAAUGAUAAUACUGUAAUUGUGUCUUGUGUGUCUGAAGCACAAGAUGUCCUUGAAUGCAUGAUUGCUCUUCUCCACAUCCCAGACACGACUCAUGUAAUAUUGGUUUUCAU
Messenger RNA from Megalops cyprinoides (Indo-Pacific tarpon), 1498 nucleotides. RefSeq names its product DnaJ (Hsp40) homolog, subfamily C, member 28 (gene dnajc28). Lineage: Eukaryota; Metazoa; Chordata; Actinopteri; Elopiformes; Megalopidae. Bases 116 to 1240 code for a protein of 374 amino acids. The transcript has a single exon. The record is from RefSeq and is a predicted model, not a curated record.